UAGCCCGUGUGGUGGCUCGACACCCCCCUGUCACCAGCUGAUUGAGAACACAAAGACAUCAACACACACCGCCCUCGCGCCGCUGACUGUGCGUGAUGACGACCCCGCGAGGGCCCCGGCGUGGCGCGUAACGUAACAUUCCAUUGAGAAGAAGAGAGGAGGAGGAGGGGGGGAAAGAUGGCGUCCUCUAACAAUCCUCGCAAAUUUAGCGAAAAAAUCGCCCUGCAUAACCAGAAACAGGCGGAGGAAACCGCCGCGUUUGAAGAAGUGAUGAAAGACCUGAACAUCACCCGAGCUGCUCGGUUGCAGUUACAGAAGACCCAGUAUUUGCAACUAGGGCAGAAUCGUGGACAAUACUAUGGAGGCUCACUGCCCAAUGUCAAUCAGAUUGGAAAUGGCAACAUUGACCUGCCUUUUCAGAACUCCGUGCUGGACACCAGUCGAACAACCAGGCACCACGGACUGGUGGAGCGUGUUUACCGGGACCGGAGCCGCAUCACCUCUCCUCACCGCCGGCCGCCGGCCGUCGACAAGCAAGGGCGCCAGAUCGACAGUUGUCCUUACAGCUCAGUUUACCUCUCCCCACCGCCAGACACUAGCUGGAGAAGAACAAAUUCAGACUCGGCCUUACACCAGAGCGCCAUGAAUCCAAAGCCCCAGGAGGUUUUUGCCGGGGGAUCCCAAGAGCUGCAGCCCAAACGAGUGUCUGGGGCGGAGACCUCCGAGUCAAACGCCGAUGAGGAAUUGCAGAAACAGUUGUGGGAUGACAAGAAGGAUGAGUCAUCGCAGCCCAACACGUGUGAUGUCCCGGGAAUCAAUAUAUUCCCGUCACCUGACCAGGAGUUGAACCCGUCCAUGCUCCCAGCGGCACACAACACCGGCGGUUCGCUGCCUGACCUCACCAACAUCCAGUUCCCUCCACCGCUGUCCACCCCCCUGGACCCCGAAGACGCCGUGGCCUUCUCGCUCAGCUCGUCCAACAGCACGGGCAGCCUGACCACAAACCUCACCCACCUGGGCAUCAGCGCUGCCAGCCAUGGGAUCGUCACAUCCUCUCAGCCCACCAUGACUGUAACAACCCAACGCCGGCAGCCCCCCGUGGUGCCGCUCACACUCACCUCUGACCUUCACCUCCAACAGUCCCCACAGCAGCUUUCGCCCACCCUCUCCUCGCCUGUUAAUAUCACGCAGGCCAUGCCAACGGAGUUGUUGACCCUGGAACAGCAGCUCUCGCAGUACCCCCUCUUCAACCAGCUAACUGCUCAGGCCCGGGCUCAGCUCCUCAGUGACCUCCAGAAGCAGCAGCAGGCCCUGCCGCAGGGCAUCCAGCUCAUCACCUUGCCACCUCUGGCCUCACCUGGUACCACUACCAGCAGCCCCUCACCAGACAGCAUGAGCCAAACCACUGCCAGCAUCAGCAUCGGCUCGUACCGCAAUCAGACUGGCUCACCAGCCACUCAGUCUCCAACCUCCCCAGUCUCCAAUCAAGGCUUCUCCCCCGGCGGCUCCCCUCAACACAUUCCCGUGGUGGGCAGCAUAUUUGGCGACUCCUUCUACGAUCAGCAGAUGGCGUUGAGGCAGACCAAUGCCCUCUCUCACCAGCUGGAGCAGUUCAACAUGAUCGAAAACCCCAUCACCUCCAACAUCCUUUACAACCAGUGCUCCACCCUCAACUACACACAGGCCGCCAUGAUGGGCCUCACUGGGAGCAGCCUACAGGACUCGCAGCAACUCGGCUACAGUAGCCAUGGCAACAUCCCCAACAUUAUUCUAACAGUCACAGGGGAGUCUCCGCCGAGCCUCUCCAAGGAGCUCACCAACUCCCUGGCGGGCGUCGGCGACGUCAGCUUCGACGCGGACUCUCAGUUCCCUCUGGACGAGCUGAAGAUCGACCCGCUCACCCUGGACGGACUGCACAUGCUCAAUGACCCCGACAUGGUUCUUGCCGACCCUGCCACAGAGGACACGUUCAGGAUGGACCGGCUGUAGCGCAAGGAGACGAUGAAAAGAGCGGGGGGGAAAAAAACACACACACACAUACACACACACACACACACACACCUAGCUUGUGAAAGGAGAGAAACGAAGGGCCGGAUGAUCCCUCUCCCUUGUUGCAUGGCCGUCCAGCUGUCUGACCUCGCCCUCGACUCCGUGAAAGCCCUUUUGAAAAGAUGCGCCUUCAAAAGACAACCGGCAGCGGCUUCCCAGGGAAAUGGCCUCGCUGUGGUUUUGAAUGAGAUUCGGCGCUUUCGCUAGCCUGUUGUGUUUACAGUGCGCCAUUACACACAUAUGUUCCAAAAAAGAGUCUCUCACUUGACGAUUGUUUUUUCUUCUCAUAUCCACUUUUAAUAUUUGUUUGGUUGAUAUUUGCUCGUAGCAGGAAGAUGUUGGGACGUUGGGCUAAACUGUACCCGUUUUUACCGGGUUAGGGUGACAAAAGAAAAAAAGCAACCACAGCUGGCUUUUUACUGUGCAAUCAGAUGCCGUCACAGCUUUCUUUCCCCCACUUAAAGCUUUAUUUUUGACAACCAAAUGUUAUUUUAAUUGUGUUCUGUAUGUUUUAAUGCAUUACGUUUACAUGUUUAUUUAUUGAGUUAUAGAUUUUUAUAUUCCUUUUCAGAAUUUAAAUUUAAUGCCAAAAUGCUCUCUGUGGGCAUAGUGUAAACUUACACUGAUGUAAUGUGUCUAUUUAUGAAUUACCAACAUAUUUAUAUGUUGGUAAUUGUGUUUGUUAAGCUACUUGGUAAACGAAGGAGUGCAAAACCUCCCCACAGUUGCUCUUCUGUGUUUGACGUGCCAUUCUCUGAUGUGAUAUGCUGCUGCCCAAUGGUCAAAUUGAAAUAUCAUAGUUAUUAGCACAGCGCCAGGAGAUGCUGCGUGCUCCACUGAUGGGUUGGAUUUUACGCCACUUGAAUUAACUUUUUCUGAGAAAAUCAUCAGGUAUUUCUAUUAAACUAGAAAGAAAAAAGUCUAAAUUAAUAUUCUGAAAGUUAAAAGUGCAUAAAUAAGUGUGUGUGUGUGUGUCGUUUAGAAUGUCGACUAAACUUCUUUUUCAGUGAAGGAGCUUAAAAUGUUAAAUAUUUUUAAGUCGUCACUGUGAAAUCACCUGAUUUUGCCUUACAUGAGUAUUUUCAUGGUCUACUUAAGUGUCUAAUGUGACUACGUUUUUGCGUAAUUUACUGUAACGUUUUCUUGUGUUUUGAGAAGAACUCGACUUUGCGUCGGUGGUAUUUGUGGUCACGUUGUGUACGUUUUGACGAAUCAAUGUACUGUAUUAUGUAUCGGUACAGUUUAUAGCCAAAUUGUUUGUUUUUCAACAAAGUGGGGCAAAAAACUAAAAGAGAAGAAAAAAAAUAUCAAAGAAUGGGUUCAAAGUGAUCGAGAAGGAGUGCAAUUUUGGGGAGGCUUUUUGCUCCUUGACAGGGAAGAUCUAACAAAAAACACUAACGGCCUUUGUCACAGAGGGGUUUUAAUGUUAUUGAAGCCUCCGAAUGGUUGUUUUCAUGCAAACUGUUUCAGAGAUUAUGAAUAGCAGGGUGUUUAAAAAAAUAAUUAUUUAGUGAACUUCAAAUUAAAAUGUCUCACCAACGAUACACGGUAGUCUAGUAUUGUUUACCAUGAAAUGUUUACACAAAUUUCAUCUGAAAGUGUACAUAUUGAUAUCAUUAUUUCUGACCACACCCUUUGCUUAAAUGUGUUGAACAACUUGUGUGAAACUUCAACCUGCCUUGGCCUUUUGUCAGAGCUUCCCUGAGGGGUGUGUGUGUGUGUGUGUGUGUGUGUGUGUGUGUGUGUGUGUGUGUGUGUGUGUGUGUGUGUGUGUGUGUGUGUGUGUGUGUGUGUGUGUGUGUGUGUGUGUGUGUGUGUGUGUGUGUGUGAUCCUGUUCUGUAUGUCGUAAUGUUUGUGUGCAGAUGAUCAUUUACUCAAACCCCUUCUCUCCCGAAAAGCAAUCGCGCUUGUUAUUUUUCUCGGUACGACUCUACAGUUGAACCAUUUUCGAAGGGUUUAAUGCCCGCUGUAAUUCUGCAUCGAAGGUUCUGCCUGCGACAGAUAUGUGAUUCCUAUGCAAAUGAGGUCUAUAGAAAACAAAAUUCCUCCUCUGAUAUUUUAUGUUUUUUUUCCAACGUUCCAAGAGUUGAGCUGGAUUUAUUCUUCUUAAAUGGUUUAUGGAGACCUAUGUUUUAUUUUGUAUAACGUAUUAUGGUCAUGAUACUCGUCCUUGAGAAAUGAUGAAGGCUCAGUGCAUCACCCGUUUUCAGACGGUGUGCACAUUUGUGAUUUAAGAUGAAGUGAGUCAGAAAGUGAAAGAGCCAUGUGAACGGCAUGCGUUUGGUUAUGUUGAGCUUUGCAGUGGUGCUACGACAAUCAACGAGUACAAUCGUACGCUUACCUAUAACGUGUUUCUAUCGCAGAGUAACAAGAAACAUGAAUCCAGCUCUACGUGGAACCUCUUUCUUUACUGUGUGCGGCUCAUUGUUCAGUUGAUCAUUUUCCUACAUUGUCUCGGACUUCCUGAGACAACCUUUAUCCUAUAAGGAACUGAUGCAAAACCUCGACCCACUUGUGACGGUUUUGAUCAAUGAAAAAGUUUUCUGCAGAAAUGUGGACGUAACGUGGCCUGUCACCCAAAACCACAAAAAAGCUCUGAAAGGUGCACGACAACUUUCAGAAGCUGUUUUUAUUUGUUUUUAUUCUCUGACCACAUGUGUGUUGGAGCAUCUGCGCACUGACCUUGUACAUAUACGCUACAGCUGAAACCGAAUGCAUGACUCCUCUCUAAAAGAAGGCCUUCUAUAGCAGUUUGGAUUUGUGUUACGUAAUGCUGUCACAUGGUGUAAAGGGAUGGAUUAACUCCUGUUAACUGACUCUAUGACCUUCUGUAUGAUGAGAGAAUGUAUUUUCCAGUGGCCGUGUCCCGGUUUGAGCCCGUUUUGAUUCUUUCUUUUUGGUCUCUUCAGCCCCCCUCCUGCCCCUCUCUCUAUCCUCCAGUCUCUCUCUCUCUCUUUUUCCUGCUGUAGCAUCUCCCCUGUUCGAAGUGAAUGGAGUCUAUGGAACCCUUUGGGCUUUCUAGAGAAAAUGGCGGCAGGUUUUGCGUGGCAGGGAAUGCGGCUUGGUAUGCACGCAGAUCCUCUGCGUACUUGGACUUGAAGCUUGCGCAUUCCGCCGGGCAACUGCAUGACACCAAAGUCCCGUGGAGCUGGUUGUUAUCCCCUGUAAUGUGCAGAGGUUUGUUUAAACACCUUCUCUACUUUCCUUUGUGUACUAGAAUUUGGCCUGUUUUUGUUUUUUUAUCUGUAAAGAUCAAGGGGGGGGGGGGAUGCAAAGCUAGAAAGGGCUUUCUCCAGUGCAGCUUGCGUUCUCGUGUUGUAAAAGGAACGGUACUCCGAAUGUAUCUUUGUUGGUCAUAUCUUCCCCCACGUGAAGAAUUGACGAUAGAUAGAAGGUGGUUGUCGCCUCAAUGAUACUCCAGAGAAGCAGUCUGUAUCGUGACAUUAACUUUGCAUUCUGCUUCCAGAACAACGUACACUGCUGCCACUCACUCUCACUUUGGCAAAUGAGUGUUUUACACAUGAAGAAUGUUAUUGCAUUUAAACUACAGUAUGCCAACUCAUUUCCAGCUCUAUGAAACACCUACCUGCAAAGAAACGGUGCAUUAAGCGGAUAAGAGUUACUGGACACAUUUUACUUUUGAUGGGCUUGAUUUGAAAGCUCUCACUGGUCUGGAUUUCUGGUGUUUGUAUCAAACAAAUAGUUUGAGGAAGGUUUUCAUUUGUCACAGGUUUGGUAAUUAAUUGGCUUAAUAUUAUAGUUCCCAUCAGGCAGCUAAUACACCUUUGAGAGAUCUUCUUUACUUGGCUCUUGGUAGACAAUAUACUUGCUAAACUUUUAAGGCUAACCAGCAAAAGCUGGAAGUUCAUUUUCCAAACCGAUGAAGAGAACAAAUGCGCUCAAAGUGCAUUUUCUAAACUUGACUCAUCUGCCUUGUUUGGACACGGUUGACUUGCAUCACUGACAAAGAAAGCAAUAAAAAAGUGUUCCAAACCUGAAGAGGCAGAUGAGUGAUGCUCAGACAGCGGCCCUGUAUUUUGUCUCCGUGUGGUGGUGAGCACAAGGAGGAGGAAGUCUGUGCUGCUCCCUCCGGGUUCCCCCCACAGACCAGACAAACAUGCUCUGGGGGGGGACUCUAAAUUGCUCGUAGGUGUGUGGACGUGAGAGUGAAUGACUGGCCAUCUCCACGUUAGCCCUGUGAUCGGCUUGAGAGCAGGACAGGGAACCCUGUCUCUCCCCCGUUGUUGGCGACCCUCUAAGGGAUCGGGAUCGGGGCGAGAUCCUCCGUCCCAGGAUAAUACCAAAAGUCUUGCUGCUUGGUCUCAGAGGCUUUUAGGUUCUCAUUAAAUUGUCCCUUUAACAACACAGGUUUUCCAAAUAACUACCAUUGUUCUAGGGGGAAAAAAACAGUUUAAGUUGCACUUAAAGCUUAUAGUGAGAAUAGCAUAAUAUCACUGUUGUCCUGUAAGUUGUUGUAAAAUAUCUGUAGUUAUUUAUUUGUUGCCAUGUGAUUCUCCUUAUGUGACAUGUGUUUGUUUAUAACAUGAAAGAAAAAUGUCAAUUAAAUUGAAUGUGGAAGACAGAUUCUUCUCUUCACACGGUCUUGAUUUGCAGAAUAUGCUCAUUAAAUUAAUUUGUCUGAUGUCAUUUUACAACAUGAUGGUUGCUGUGGAUAUGCUCGGGCUUUUGAUACUGUUGUAUAGUGUCUUUAUUGUUGUUUCUAUUCUGUAAUCUGUAUUUAGAACAGAUUAUUUCGAAUAUAUGCAUAUAUGCAUGCUUGUUCAGAAUGUUGAUUUCCACUAAAAGCUGUUUGAAAAACA
Molecule: messenger RNA, 6870 nt
Organism: Pungitius pungitius (ninespine stickleback)
Lineage: Eukaryota; Metazoa; Chordata; Actinopteri; Perciformes; Gasterosteidae
Gene: crtc1b
Product: CREB regulated transcription coactivator 1b
Exons: 14
Coding region: 178-1989 (603 amino acids)
Biological process (GO): protein homotetramerization; positive regulation of transcription by RNA polymerase II
Cellular component (GO): nucleus; cytoplasm
Molecular function (GO): cAMP response element binding protein binding
Source: RefSeq, a predicted model, not a curated record